AUGUCAAACCAAGUUGAUGAUGACUUAGUGCCAGAAGAAGUAGAAGGAUACAAUGUGGGAGAGAAGAAGACAAUUGAAGAAUACAACAAAUUAGACGCUGAGGAUGAAAGUUUAGCGAAAUGGAAAGCAUCGUUGGGUUUAGCCACGGAUUCGACCCCAUACCCGGUGAAGCCAGGGGACAAACGUAAAGUAGUUGUUACCGAACUUGCAUUGGAAUUCCCAGAACAGCCAGAAUUGGAACCUAUAAGAAUAAAAUUAGAAGACGCGCACGGUAAUACGAUUGUCGAUAAGGAAGUCAAGUUUAGUAUAAAGGAGAAAAGCAUUUACCAGCUCGUGGUCAAAUUCAGAGUUCAACAUGAGAUAAUCACUGGUUUGAAGUAUUUGCACUCGGUUAAAAGAGGCGGUUUGAGAGUCGACAAAGUCGAAGAACCAUUGGGCAGUUAUGCUCCAAAUACAAUAGAAACCCCAUUUUAUGAAAGGAGAUUUACCGAAGUAGAAGCUCCUUCUGGAAUUCUUGCUCGAGGCACUUAUUCUGCUCUCUCAAAAUUCAUCGAUGACGAUAAAACGGUCCACUUGACUGUUCCUUGGAGUUUUUCGAUUGUCAAAUAA
Lodderomyces oxycetoniae is the source of this 609-nucleotide messenger RNA. RefSeq names its product Rdi1p (gene RDI1). Gene Ontology annotation, biological process: Rho protein signal transduction. Gene Ontology annotation, molecular function: Rho GDP-dissociation inhibitor activity; protein binding. Lineage: Eukaryota; Fungi; Ascomycota; Pichiomycetes; Serinales; Debaryomycetaceae. The coding region runs from base 1 to 609 and encodes 202 amino acids. The record is from RefSeq and is a predicted model, not a curated record. Gene Ontology annotation, cellular component: cytoplasm; membrane; cytosol. The transcript has a single exon.